Messenger RNA from Rana temporaria (common frog), 732 nucleotides. RefSeq names its product ADP-ribosylation factor-like protein 6-interacting protein 4. The coding region runs from base 1 to 480 and encodes 159 amino acids. NCBI's taxonomy places the organism in Eukaryota, Metazoa, Chordata, Amphibia, Anura, Ranidae. The record is from RefSeq and is a predicted model, not a curated record. The transcript has a single exon.
AUGACAGACAUCCAUUGGGAUAUAUCCAGGAGGAGGUCCUCAUCCCCUUGUGAAGACCGAGGAGGGGAAAAGAGGAAAAUAAAACACAGUCGGAGCAGAUCCUCUGUGUCUUCCUCUUCCUCAUCGUUGUCCUCACAUUCAUCAUCGUCGUCCUCUUCAGGCUCUUCAUCUUCCAGCAGCAGAAGCAGCUUCAGAAGUAGAGAUGUUAAAAAAUACAAGUCUGAGUACACCAUUAAAGAAAAACACAAGAAGAAGAAAAGAGAAAAAGACAACAAAGUAAAGAAAAAGAAGAAGAAGAAGAAUUCAGAGGAAGCCAGACCUGUGCAGAUAUCUAAGUUUCUAAAAGAGAAAAAGAAGAAUGAAAACUACAGUAUGAUAACAGGUAAAAGAAUCAAAAUGAAAGUGAAGAAAAGCAAAAAAGACAAAGAGAGAGACAGAAAUCGAGCAGAACUGUUGGAAUUCCUCAAUUCUUCCAUGUGACCGAAUGACCCAAAGGUGUAUCUAGGAUGGUGAACUUUAUGGUGCAAUCUUCUGACAACAUGCAGAAUCUCAUAUUGCCUUUCAUUUCACAGAGUGCACAAUGCUGAAAACACUUGGCAAUGGGAUUUAAGGUUCAUUAAGACUUUGCACCUUCGAUCCUCCAAGUGCCCAUCAGUAUAUUCUGGCAGCAAGGGGUUGUCUGGUAAAGAAGCCUCCUGUUCUUCCUGAUUAGCACUAGAUUGAUCUUCCAUG